AUGUGGGAUACACGACUCUGGUUAUCUGCAUAUUCUUUAUGGCAUAUCUACCUAGCCGCUGCGCUCCGCGUCUGGACUAGGGUAGUAAAGAGAGCCAAGUUUGGUAUUGACGACUGGCUUCUCAUCGCCAGUGUCAUUUUGUUCUUUCCAUUCUGUGCCAAUAUACUGGUCGGUGUCUAUACGAUUGGCAGUGGACAGACAUAUACCGACCCCCUUGUGCUCGCUCUAAGUCGCAAACAGUAUUUCAAGAGCGAGUAUGCUAUUCCUCCACUUUACGCUAUCAAUGUCACUACCAUCAAACUUUCGAUCCUAUUCUUCUAUCGUCGCAUUUUUACCACCGAUAGCUUCUUGAGAAACAAUUACAUUAUCAUGGCGAUAUGCAUAGUUUGGUUUGUCGUUACCAUCAUCGGUGACCUACUCUACUGCAUACCCAUGGCUACAUUUUGGAAUCCAGAAGUCAAAGGGAAAUGUUUCAAUUUUCCACUGUACUUCUUAAUUAUGGAGCUUGUCGAUAUGUUGUUAGAUAUCGCCAUUCUUGGUCUUCCAUUGAAAAUCAUUCUUAGCCUACAUAUGCCAUUGUCAAAAAGACUUGGAAUACUCUGCAUCUUCCUUUUGGGAGCACUGGUCGUUGUUACCAGCGCCAUACGAAUCGGAUAUGUUUACAAGCCAAGUGCCUCACUACUAUCGCUAGCGCAAGCAUCUUUAUGGUCGGUCAUUAAUCUAGGAAUAGCGAUCCUCUGCGCUUGUUUACCGACAUACAAACCUCUUUUUGGCAAGUUUCACACUAUAGGCACUUCGCUUUGGACCAACCAUUUUUCUGCGAAUUCCGACAAAAGUACGACUAAGGCCGCUUCCGAUUUGCACACAAAUCCUGCCGCUUACUAUUACAGAAUGGGGGAUAGCAAUGGCGAUAACAUUCAUAUGACGGGAGUUUCUACACAGAUACAGAGCGGCAAUAAGGCACCGAGCUUGCCUUCGGAUGGUAAGAAAUAUUGGAACGAUGCAAUCAGCACUUCUAUCUCUGUCCAGCAAGCUGCAACGACACAGGAUCUUCCUGUCAAAGGUCCUGUAUGGGUUAGCAAAUUCACAGCACCGUCUCCUUCCCACGAUGACAACUCUCGAGAGUUACUUCUUGGUCGCAUCGAUGAGGCAAACACGCAUAAUAUACAUUAUGAUCGUCCAAAUUGCGAGCCACUCUCCUGUGAAUGGACAGGUUACCACGAGGGAGUUGAAGCGGGUACGCUCGAACCACUACUGUCAGAAAAUGAGAAGUAUCAAAAAUUAGUGGAGGGUACCAAGAGUCCAUUAACAGUUUUGUAUCUCUAUGGCGGUUCAUUCGUACUCAAUACCCCUUCCAGCUACCGAAGACGUAUUGGAAGCCUAGCCAAAGCAACAGGAGGUAAAAUCCUAAUGGUGAAGCAGCGUUUGGCACCACAGAAUCCCUUCCCAGCAGCUUUCCUCGAUAUAUUCCAAGCCUACCUUUCACUUCUCGCACCACCUCCAAACUCACCACACGAAGCCAUUCCAGCCAAGAACAUUGUAAUAGCAGGCGAUAGUUCCGGAUCCGCCCUCGCAUUAAGCUUAUUACAAGUUCUUCUGCAGCUCAAACGAAAAAAUGCCGUCAUCAAUUUCCAUGGAAAUACAAUCCAGCCAGCCGAGUUCGUACCCGCAGGUCUCGCAGUGUUGAGCGUCACAACUGAUCUAGUCAAUGCGCUUCCCUCACACAAACGAAACAUAAUGCAUGAUAUAUUUCCCUUUCCCAUCGAGAAACUCCCCUACCUAGAAAAAAGCUUUCCUACCUGUUUGAUCUGGCCAACCAAGCCCGCACGAGCAAAUUUAUACUGCGAGGCUGGGAUGCUUGCUCACCCGCUAGCAAGUCCCGUUGCCUCCUUUGAUUGGUCUGGUUCUUGUCCUCUAUGGUUUGCAUCGGGGCAAGAACAAAUUGUGGAUGGCUCCCGACUGUUAGCUCAAACUGCUUUUUCACAGGGCGUUACAGUUGUGCUUCAGGAAUAUGAGGGUAUGCCUCAUACAUUCUUCUGGGUAUUUGGCAAAGCACCGCAGACGAGAAAGAUUCUUGGUGAUUGGGCUGAGGCUAUAGUCGCUUUUGGGGAGGGCAAGAAAUUAGUUUCUAAAGCGGAAUUUAUUCAGGCUAAGGGCUUGAAGACAGAGGAGUUGAAUUUGAAGAAUUUAGUGUCUUUUGGUGUGGCAGAGGCGAGCGAGCUUCUCUGGAAGAAGACAUUAGAUUAUAAGGUCCCAUUAUUUCACCAACACUGUCAGUCAUCCUUGUAGUUGACAUUUCUUUAGUCUGGAGCCAAUUCAAUUCGCAUCAAUUCGGUUAAUCUAUUGCUCUCUGAGACAAUAGAAAAUGUCGUCACUAGAGACCUAUGUAAUGAAAAGUUUAUUGAUCAAGUCUCA
This is a messenger RNA of Botrytis sinoallii, 2415 nucleotides long. RefSeq lists its product as uncharacterized. The coding region runs from base 1 to 2289 and encodes 762 amino acids. Lineage: Eukaryota; Fungi; Ascomycota; Leotiomycetes; Helotiales; Sclerotiniaceae. The record is from RefSeq and is a predicted model, not a curated record. The transcript is spliced from 5 exons. Gene Ontology annotation, molecular function: hydrolase activity.